UUUGUUUAUCGACAUUGUGCUGGGCUGGUUCAGAUACAAUGUUCGCAAAGUUGGAAUAUAUAUUUUCAAAGAAACUUCCUGCUGCAGCUGAUAUCACCAAGAUCAAGGACACCGAUCAAUCCAUUGACAAAACGACCAUCAACCCAGGCCUCCGUGCCUCCAGUGGAAUCUCCUUUUUUCAAGGAAACUCCUCCAUUCCCCGGAACGUGACGGGAUUCAAUUUCAUCUUUAGCCCUCGCGAUCGAAGGGACAGUUGUGAUUCCCAGACCAACUUAACCGAUUCUAGAGGCGGAGCCCAGUCACUUACUCCUCAUAAUGAGCGAUUGUUUCGGAAAAGCUCGCUAAACCAGAAGCAACCUGAGGCGGUACAAAAUUCAGUGGUUCGGCUCUCAGAUGCAACAGGCCCACAGCGCCAUCGAUGCGCGCGAUCCGUGCUUCUCUACAUGGUAUACCAAACUGGAAAAAUAACACUAACUCACAGGAAGCUGAGGCAAAUGAAACUCAUUGGGACUAUCAAACCUCUGCCGAACAAGAAUCCAGAAAUGUCGUUUCAUAUUUGUCAACGGAAGACACGUAUCAACCGCACACGCAAAUUGCAUGCUAUCUUCAGCAGAAACUCUCAUCUGGCUCACCCAACUUGCCCACCUGCCCCAUUCGGGCACACCGAAUAUGAAACCACUCGAUAUCAAAAAUUUAUGACUCUUGCCUCAUUCAACAUUGUAAUAUAGGUCUUAAAAAAUUUAAAUUAAGAAUUCCUAGAUGAGUUUGUUGGAAACGGCUCAAACUAUUAAGUAUGCUGAAUAAGUCCUUUUUUCACCUUUCUUUCUUUUUUAAAUUUCUAAACCAAGAGGUUGUAGGAGAUAGCUGCUUCUAAAUCUAAAAUGAUAUCUGCUAGUCUACAAGUGAAACAAAAAUGUAAUGUAGAUAAUAGUUCAGGCGUUCAUUCUAAUGAAUCUUUUUCUUUGAUAGUGAAUAUA
Messenger RNA from Uranotaenia lowii, 977 nucleotides. RefSeq lists its product as uncharacterized. The record is from RefSeq and is a predicted model, not a curated record. The coding region runs from base 39 to 728 and encodes 229 amino acids. NCBI's taxonomy places the organism in Eukaryota, Metazoa, Arthropoda, Insecta, Diptera, Culicidae. The transcript is spliced from 2 exons.